Cricetulus griseus (Chinese hamster) is the source of this 648-nucleotide messenger RNA. The record is from RefSeq and is a predicted model, not a curated record. NCBI's taxonomy places the organism in Eukaryota, Metazoa, Chordata, Mammalia, Rodentia, Cricetidae.
UAUUAGGAGAGUUCAUGCAUCCCUGUGAAGAUGACAUCGUUUGUAAAUGUACCACAGAGGAGAAUAAGGUGCCUUACUUCAACGCUCCUGUUUAUUUAGAAAACAAAGAACAGAUCGGGAAAGUAGAUGAGAUAUUUGGACAACUGAGAGAUUUUUAUUUUUCAGUUAAGUUGUCAGAAAACAUGAAGGCAUCUUCCUUUAAAAAGCUUCAAAAGUUUUAUAUAGAUCCAUUUAAGCUGCUACCACUGCAGAGGUUUCUGCCUCGUCCUCCUGGUGAGAAAGGACCUCCCAGAGGCGGUGGUGGCGGUGGAAGGGGAGGUCGAGGAGGAGGAAGAGGAGGUGGUGGCCGAGGUGGUGGAAGAGGUGAGACCUCACCACUUGUGUUUUUGCUUCGUGAUCUGCUUCUGCCGGGAUUGAAGUCUGUGUCUGGAGCAACCUGGAGGAUGCUGCUCUGUGUCAGUGGAGCUGAAUCGUCAGCAUUGGGUAGAAACAAGUGGGGCUGAACAGGCAAUGUUGCUCAGAAAGAGCAUGAAGAACCCUGCUUUGUACAGUACCUGGCACUCUGUGGGUGCUUAAAGAACAACGGGACUUUUCAUUUGAAGCACACUUGGCUUUUUUUAAAUAAAAUUUUUUAUUUCUUUAACUUAC